CAGGCCGCGCCUCGCGAUGCUUUCCGUCGCAAACUAUUUGAAGAAGCCCCGGCGCGGUGAGCCGCCGCCCAGCGAUGUGGACCCCGCCGCGCCGGCGGUGGUCGGCUCCGGCAUCGUGCGAUGCCUAAGAGUCAAGGGCUUCUGCGUGAUCAACCACGCCGUCUCUGAGUCGAUGGUGGCCAGUGCUAGCGCCGAGCUGCCGGACAAGGAAUGGUAUCAGCCCGCCGUGCUGAUCCAGGAAGGCCUCUUGGGCGUGGAGGGCUCCAACCGCAUCGCGCGCAUGGCCUCGGUGGACUUCGACAGAGCAGAUGCGCCACAGGACGGUCUCGCGGGCAUAGAUUUUGCCAUGUGGAAGCUCGCAGAGGCCAUUGGUCCCUUCCAAGACGAGCUGGGCUUCCGCUGCUGCGGCCGGAGCAUCGGGUUCCUGCACCAGGCCUGCGACCCCGACUUGGAAGAAGCCGAGCUCACGGAUCAAGAGGCCAGCGACUGGAGCGCCAUUUUCACCAGCAGAAAGAUCCUGAUCCUGGUCUUCUUGGGUCCUGGCAAAGGCACCCUUGAGAUGCAGCCGUAUGAUGACGAGGCAAAUGUCUCGGAGAUCACCACGGUGCCGGGUCUUGUGGUCGUUCUGCGCACGGACCAGCUGUCCUUCAAGUUUUUCUGCAGAGGUCGCGAGGCGACCCACGUGGCCUCUUCGUUCAUGCUCCAGAACGACAUUCUGCGAAUGCACAGAAACAGGUUAGAGGCGCACCUCACCCCGGCGGCCCAAGAGCUGGAUCAGUGGAUCGACCAGCGCCUGCGGGAGAUCAAGGAGAUGGAGCCGGAAGAACCCACGGAAGACUGGAGCAAGUCCGAUGUGCCGAGGAGUUUCAUCCAUGCAGCCAACCGUACCUGGUUCAAGCGCCAGACCACCAUCGUCCGGGGAGUGGCCGCAAGGCUGCCUGUGACCUGGGAGACGGAGGUCUUCUUCUUGGGCCUCACCUCAGGUGCAGACACGUGUAUCGAAGUGCCCAUCAUGCGAUGGGAACACGAUACAGUGUACGACCCUUCGCCAGACUGCUGGAAGAGGGACCCUCCGAUGACCAACUGCAGGCAUGCCUCCUUUAUCGACGGAGUGGACCUCUUCGACAACAAGCUCUUCGGGCUGUCGCUGGCGGAGACCAAAGGCAUGGACCCCGGCCAGCGGCUGGUGCUGGAGGUCACCUACGAUGCGCUCUAUAGGAGCGGCAUGAAGAAGAGCUCGCUGAUCAACUCCACGGUCGGCAUGUACGUGGGUACUUCUCAGAGCGAGUGGAACUUUGCCGAGAAAGCAGCUGACGUGGGCAUUUUCGGUGCCACGGGCGGAGCGCCGAGUAUCACAGCCGGUCGUUUGAGCUUUUGCCUGGGCUGCAAGGGCGCAAGCUUGGCGAUCGACACAGAUGCGGCCUCCGGGCUGUCGGCGGUGUUCUGGGCCGCGGAGUCGGUGGAGAAGAAGGGCCAGGGACAUAUCCAGGAGGCAUCCUGCGGCAUCGGUGUGCAUCUCUGCCUGGCGAAGGCCUGGUGGCCUGCGCACAGCGCCGCAGGCUUCCUGUGCCCGGGGGGUCGCUGUUUCACCUUCGACUCCAGCGCCCAGGGCCACGUGAGGUCUGAGGGAGUUGGCACGGUGGUCGUGAAGUGCCAGGAGAAGAUGGAGGCGGAGGCCAAGGACGACGUGCCCUCGGUGGGAACGCUGGUGGGGGGCGCCACCCAGAACAGCGGCAAGAGCGCCGGCAUGAGCGCGCCCAACGGCCCCGCAGAGCAGGCGGUGCUCGUAGAGGCCUGCCGCAAGAGCGGCAUCAUGGCCCUGGACGUGGACGUGGUGGAGUGCCACGGCUCCGGGCGCUUCAUCGCCGAUGCGGUGGAGGCCGCCUCUUGUGGCCGAGCUUUGCGCGACGGCGCGGAGUCGGAAGAUGCGGAGAUGCUGCAGCUGUGCAGCAUGAAGACCAACAUCGGCAAUGCCAUCGAGACCUCGGGCAUCGCCUCCAUGAUCAAGACCCUCCACUCCAUCAGGUGGGGCAUCGUGUGCGCCAACAAUCACCUGAACCAGCUGAACCCGCACUUGGACUUGUCCAGCUGCCCGCUGCUGAUGUGCACGGAGCCCACUGAGCAGAAGCUGAGCGCGGUCUUCAUGGGCGUCAGCGCCUGGGGCUUCGGCGGCACCAACGUUCACAUCCAUUGCUAUGGCGGCGUGGAUGAGGAGAUCCGACUGCCUCCUGAACCGACUCCUCAGGAGUUGAGACCAAGGCUCUCGUACUGGCCCAGCGGCGGCGGUGAUUUGGGCAGCAUGAGCCGUCCCCGGAGGGGCUUCUUCAUCAUCGGCUCUUGGAGCGGUUGGACUCAGCCGGAGCCCAUGGAGGAUGAAGGGGACGGCUGUUACGGCUUCACCUUGGCGGUGGGCGACACUCGUUGGGAGCAAUUCCAGCUCCUCAUCGACAACAACUACGCCAAGGUCCUGCACCCUCAGCGCUACAAGGCGCCGAAGGGGACGGAGGUCUUUGGCCCCACACGCACGGAGGAGGUCAUGCAGGACAGCACCUGGUUCUUGGAUGGCCGGCCUUUCACUGCGCAGAUUCGCGCCAUCGCAGAUCAAGGUUCUAGCGCCUUGGCGGAGAAGGAGCCGAUGGAGUACAAGAACGAGGACGAGGGCAUGCCGGGUCAGCAGUACCGCAUCCGCUUGCACAUCGCCGGCAAGUGGCGGACUGUUACGUGGACCAAGCUGCAGGCGCCCGGCCCCGGGCAGCUCGCGCUGAAAGGCCCCGAGGCAAAGUAUUAUGUGGCGGGCAGUUGGAAUAACUUCCGCUUCGAAGCGAUGGCGCCGGAGCGCGAGGGCACCUUCGCGUGCCAGGUCAGCCUGAGCGGCGGCCCCAACCGCUUCCAACUGGUGAGGAACGGGGACUGGCACCAAUCCAUCUUCCCGGCAACGGCGAACGCAGACCCGAGCGCGGAGAUUGAGGGGCCCACAGAUCGCAGGGACCGUUACUGGCUGGUGAGCGGCACGAGCGGCCAAAGCUUGAAGAUCAUCUUCACGCGCACCGUGGACGCUGAGGGCAAGAGCAAAAUGCGGGUCUCCUGGGAAAAGCUUUGAUCGCUGCUUCGAGGUCGUGAGGUCGCCGAGUCGUCUUCGAGAAGGAUUUGAUUCGGCGGCAUUAGUGG
Effrenium voratum is the source of this 3168-nucleotide messenger RNA. The record is from the annotation of a GenBank genome assembly. Lineage: Eukaryota; Dinophyceae; Suessiales; Symbiodiniaceae.